AUGCAAAAGCUAAGGCUAAGGAAAUUGUAGAUUAAGAAGCUGCCUUAAUUAGUUUUAAUAUUUUAAUGAUUGGAAAUUUUCUUCUCCUUCUCCGUCAGAUUAAUUGCAAUUUCCCCUAAAAGUUGCAACAACACACUGCCUCGUAAUGAAAUGAUUCUAACGAUAGAAAAAUACAGAGAACGAUUGAGACGAUCAUCCAGGCAACACGAAAUUUCUAUUUAAAAGAAAGAAAAAGUAGAUUUAUUUUAGCCCAUAAAAUAUAAAGUCUCAUUGAGACUAGCGAUCGCAGGGACGAUAUAAUCUCCAUUCGAAUCGAAUAUAUCGCUCGUGAAAGCGGUUAAAAGGAGAUUAACGUCGGCCUCUCAUAACCCAGAACGAUCGAAAAAUCCGCUUAAAAAUCGAAUCUUAAUUUCCACGGAAAUCCUUCUUCCCUCUUCUCACAUGUUUUUUUUCUUUUUUUUUUUUUUUUUUUUUAAACCCCACCAUUUGUCGUGUCCCUUUUACGCGCCUAGGAUUAUGCAGGGAAUUUGAUCGAUAUUAAAUACCGGGCUGCGCGUUAUCAGCUUGCCCUCGGUAAACGAACUAUUUUGCGCUGGCUCGUUUAAUUCCUCAGCCUCCCCUCCUGCCCGCAUCCACUCUGCGAUAAAUAGAAAAAAAAAAAAAAAAAAAAAAGAAUCUAGCCAAAGUCUGCUAAACGACAGAGAUCAGAGUCAUAGUAACGCGGUCCGGGAACGCGAUAAACCCUUAACGGGUCCAUAUUGGAUUUUCAUUAUACAGGAUCACGGCAGAUACGACGGGAUUCAGAGGGUCUUUUUCGGCGGUGGAUUGCGAUUCUGGCUGCACAAUUUGCUGCUGCUCGACUCUCUAUCCUAUCUGUCGCAUGGACAGUUGAGCCUCAGCCUGAAUCGGAUGAUUCUGGUUGACGUCGACGACAUAUUCGUCGGCGAGAAGGGCACCAGAUUGAGAAAGGACGACGUGAUGGCGUUGCUGGCCACUCAACAGAGAAUCCAAGCCCUGGUCCCGGGGUUUAAGUUCAACCUGGGGUUUUCUGGCAAGUACUUUCAUCACGGCACCGCCGAGGAGAAUCUGGGGGACGAUAUGCUUCUGGAGAACGUAGACAGGUACCCUCAUAACUACGAGAAUGUAACGCACCUGCAAUUGGACAUGGCGCUGAACAAACAGUUCGCGAAAGACCACGGGAUCCCGACUGGAAGCGGCUACAGCGUGAGUCCUCAUCAUUCCGGCGUUUAUCCGGUCCACGAAGGUCUGUACGAGGCAUGGAAAAGGGUGUGGAACAUCAAAGUCACCAGCACAGAGGAGUACCCCCAUUUGAGGCCUGCCCGAUUAAGGCGAGGUUUCAUUCAUCGUAAUAUAAUGGUCCUACCGAGGCAAACCUGUGGCCUUUUCACACACACGAUCUUCAUCGAUAGAUACCCAGGCGGCAGGGAGAAGCUGGACAAAUCGAUACAAGGUGGAGAAUUGUUCCAGACUAUCGUUCACAAUCCUAUCAAUAUUUUUAUGACGCACAUGUCAAACUACGGGAACGAUCGUCUGGCGUUGUACACGUUCGAGUCGGUGAUUAAAUUCAUACAGUGUUGGACGAACUUGAGAUUGUCCAGCGCGCCGCCACUUCAACUCGCGGAGAGAUACUUCCAGCUCUAUCCUGAAGAAUCUGAUCCUGUGUGGGGCAAUCCCUGCGACGACCUGAGGCAUCAAAAGAUCUGGUCGAAGAAUAAAACUUGCGAUCAGCUGCCGAGAUUCCUGGUAAUUGGGCCUCAAAAAACUGGCACUACCGCUCUCUACACCUUCCUGUCCAUUCAUCCGGCGAUAAGCAGCAAUUUGCCGAGUCCCGACACGUUCGAAGAGAUUCAAUUCUUCAAUGGAAAGAAUUAUUACAAGGGCCUCGAUUGGUAUAUGAGCUUCUUUCCAGCGUCGAAGAACGAGAGUUCACGUUAUCUGUUCGAGAAAUCGGCCACCUAUUUCGACGGGGAAUUGGUACCGCGCAGAGCUCACGCGCUACUACCGAGAGCAAAAUUGAUCACUAUACUGCUCUCGCCAGCCAGGCGUGCCUACUCGUGGUACCAACACACGAGGGUCCACGGCGAUCCUGUAGCAAAUAAUUAUUCCUUUCACUCGGUUAUCACCGCAAGCGAUACCGCACCGAAACCCCUACGCGAUCUCAGGAAUAGGUAG
This is a messenger RNA of Heterotrigona itama, 2193 nucleotides long. The record is from the annotation of a GenBank genome assembly. NCBI's taxonomy places the organism in Eukaryota, Metazoa, Arthropoda, Insecta, Hymenoptera, Apidae.